This is a messenger RNA of Sycon ciliatum, 2189 nucleotides long. Its product is annotated as nuclear factor of activated T-cells 5-like. Gene Ontology annotation, cellular component: transcription regulator complex. Lineage: Eukaryota; Metazoa; Porifera; Calcarea; Leucosolenida; Sycettidae. The transcript is spliced from 9 exons. The record is from RefSeq and is a predicted model, not a curated record. Bases 126 to 1721 code for a protein of 531 amino acids. Gene Ontology annotation, molecular function: RNA polymerase II cis-regulatory region sequence-specific DNA binding; DNA-binding transcription factor activity, RNA polymerase II-specific; transcription factor binding. Gene Ontology annotation, biological process: regulation of transcription by RNA polymerase II.
ACCUGCUAGAGGUAGAAGCUCUGUGCUUUGUCAGGUGGCACGUGAGAGUGUACGUGAUCGUGAACGCGCGAGAUUUCAAGUGCCUCGCACGAGGUCCAGGUUGAAGACUUUAUGUUUGGAUUGAAAUGAAGUCAUUGACUUUGUACAGUGAAGAUGACGAGGCCGAAGGGUGCUUUACGCCAGUUGCCCUUCCUCGUGGCAUCAUUUUGUCGCGCAAGCGAAAAUCGCCUUCAUUCAUGGAUGGUGCCAAACGUUCAUGUUGCACCUCCGAUUCCCCAUCGUCGGAAGCAGAAGGAGAGACUCCUUCCCUGAGGAUUGUUGUUCAGCCCGAGAAGUAUUUUCGUGCUCGCUACACCAGUGAGGGCAGCCGUGGACCAAUGCGGGGUGGCCAGGAUGGUGGCUAUCCAACAGUGAAGAUCUGUGGCUACUCUGGGCCAGCUAUUGUGGAUGUGUACUUAUCAAGUCCGGACGGGGAGGUUCACGACAACGUUUUAGUCCUUGGCACGAACAGUAAUGGUGCCGGUGAAGUUGAAACUGUGGAUGGUGGUCUACAAUGUAUCCGCAUCCACACUUCCACAGCCAGCAGCAUGGAAGCUGUGUUCUCCAACGUCAGUGUUCGGCGUUUGCGUAAGUUUGAGAUUGAAUCUUCUUUACGCAACCGUGGAGUUGAUCCGGAAUCACAUGACUGUGACCGCACGAUAGCGUGCCUCAAGUUUGUUGCAUGUAUUCCUGGUCAUGGAGAUGUCACUGCCUUGUCGAACGCCUUCCAAUGCAGUUCUCAGCCAGGUGCCCCCGAGAUUCUCAGCGUUUGUCCCAGCACUGGUCAUGCCGCUGGUGGUGAUUCCAUUGCCCUGGUGGGCAAACGCUUCAAGUCUGGUUUCAAGGUUCGCUUCUUUGCCAGCACUGAGCAGGGACAGUGGGAGUCCUGGGCCACUGUCAAUCGUGAUGUUUCCAACCAGGGUGCAGCCGUCCUCGAACUGCCACAAUACGGUGAAGGUGAAGUAUUCAUGGCCACCAAGGUUCAGAUUGAAGUCAGAAUAGGUCCUGAGAGGGAGCCUUACAUCAGCGAGCCUGCCGAGUUCACCUACUUGCCACCGAAAGGCCCUGAGAGCAGUUGCACACGGUGUGCUGUGAAUCAACCUGUUGCUCUACCGCCCACACCAUUGUCAUCCAGGGUGCAUGGUGGCCGUUGCUCGCCGGCUCCUGUACCAUCUUCUAACUCCUCUGACCAUCGCCCAACAAGGCUCAGCCACAGCACGCCCAACUGGGGGGAUCUUGUGACUGAAAACCUUCUCUCAUCACUAUCGUGUGCCAACACUACCGAGGACUUGUUCCCAUCGAAUGCCUCGAAUGCAUCCAGUGGUAUUUUGGCGGACAUUGGCCAGUGGGCAGAUUUCCCAUUGUUCUCUGCCGGUGAAAGUAUCAGCAGCUACAGUCUGCAGUCACCGGUUGCACGCAACGACCAACUGGAUUUUGGAGACAGUCAUGAUUGGGCCAUCAUCCAGCAGGUUGUUUCCGAAUUCACAUCGGCCUUCCCGGUGAACUCUAACUCGGUUGCACGGCACUUAAAUUCCCUUGUCGCCCAACGCUGUGCGCUUCUGCAUGAAAUUUAUCGCAAGUGUUACCAGAAGUCGAUGGAAGUUGCCGAUACCUCGCCAUCUUACCUCAUGAAGCGGCAGCUUGACUACUAUUUGCCUUUGCUGCAAGGUACUGGAAUUUAAUUGGCAUGUGUUUCUUGGCAACUUGACUUAUCUGGUCUUCGUAUCAAGUGUAGACUAGUUCUCCUGUAUAUAAAGGUUUACUUGUAUGUCCGCCAUCUCGGUUUUGCCGGAGUAGUAACUUUCUGCUUGAAGUCAUGAAAAUGUCAUACCUAUUUAUUCAUCAUCUAACUUACUUACGCUGAUGGGGAAAACCCAAUAUCUGUUGUACUUCUCGUCUCAUGAAAAUUCAAUAUUUAGCGAAGAACAUAAAGAGAACAUACUAUCCUUUAAGUCUCGGGAUCACACAACACAUGAUUUUCUGUAUGUUUUCACUGAGUGUUUUAGGUCCCUAACACUGUUGAGUAGGUCAUCAGACCGUUGUUGUCUCUCCUUUUUUAGUUCGUCCUCAUUACCUUUUUUAUACAAGCAAGUGCCAAUAUUAGUGGCAACUCUGAAUUGUUUGCAAUCCUGGUUGUGGGUUGUUCAGGA